Pteropus alecto (black flying fox) is the source of this 1550-nucleotide messenger RNA. RefSeq names its product arginine vasopressin induced 1 (gene AVPI1). Bases 669 to 1115 code for a protein of 148 amino acids. The record is from RefSeq and is a predicted model, not a curated record. The transcript has 3 exons. Lineage: Eukaryota; Metazoa; Chordata; Mammalia; Chiroptera; Pteropodidae.
GCGAAGGGAAGGGGCCCAAGUGACCACGCCCCUUGCUGUUGCUCCACCGCUGAUUGGACCUGGGAGUCUUCGCACUCGGGUUUCGAGGCCGAAGGAGGGAAUGGGCGGAGCCAGAACACGCCCCUCAUCCCUCUUAGGUCGCUGAUUGGCCCACGGAGUCUCCGCGUUCGAUUUCGGGAGGUUCUAGGCAGAGCUCACACCAAGGCCCGGCUGAGGAUUGGCUGUUCCAAGGCUGGGGAGCGCUUUCUCCGGGGAACCGCGGCUGUGAUCUCGGCGACCCGCCUCGGGCAGCCGGGUACGUAGGUCCGCGACCCAGCUCGCGCUGCGCUGGGUGCGGGCGGGAGUGCGAGCCGUCAGAGCCGGGGUGCUGCCGGGACCCAAACCCCCAGAUCCACCUAGGGCCCGUUGUUGUGAGAAGCGCUACGUCUGAGCCUCGGGGGCCGACCCUUGCUGGGGAUGUCGCUGUGUGACCUCGUCCAGGAUACCCCCUCCCAAGCUCUCAUCCUCUUGGUGAACGCCGCCUCGUUCUUGUGAGCACCUUCGCAGCAGAAGCCCAGAGCUGCACCUGUCUUCUCGGAAGGCCGGGCAGGGAUUGGAGUAAGCACAUCUUAGUUCGCCCAUCCCGAUUUGUGGUCUGUUGGCGCUGCAGUUGAGCGUGAGCACCUAGGAUGGGCACCCCAGCCUCUGUGGUGAGCGAGCCACCCCCUUGGCAGGCCCCAACUGAGGCCCGGGGCCGCAAGCAGGCCUCAGCCAACAUCUUCCAGGAUGCUGAGCUUCUACAGAUCCAGGGCCUGUUUCAGCACAGUGGGGACCAGCUGGCUGAAGAACGGGCACAGAUCAUCUGGGAGUGUGCCGGGGACCACCAUGUGGCCGAGGCCCUGAGGAGGCUGCGCAGGAAGAGGCCUCCAAGGCAGAAACCCCUGGGCCACUCGCUACACCACUGCAGCCGGCUCAGAACCCCAGAGCCCCGUGCUCCACAGGCCAAUCCACAGAGCAGUGCCACUGAGAUGGCUUCCAGCGAUCAGUAUCUGAACUCUCGGAGGACAAGUGCCAGGAUCCGCCGGAACUGGAGGAAGCCAGGUCCCACAAACUACCUCCAUCAGAUCAGACACUGAUCCAGGGAAAGGGCUGGGAAUGGCAGUAUCUUCCCCAAGAAUCAUAGGGACUUUUGCCAAAGAGCCUGGGGAGGUGAAGAAGGAAGAGACUUGAGGCAGACAGCACCCCAUACUGCUACGAGCCUGCUCAAUUCAGAACAGGACUGAAGGUGUCCAGUGAGCUCUACAUUAUAUGGGGCCCAUCCUCACCAGGAAGAGAAACAGAGACCGUUCUUGCCUUGGCCCUUCCUCAUCUAACACUAUAGAUGGGCUGCAUGAUAUUCCCCUGGGAGUCAAGUGACAGACACUCAAGACUGAGCAUCUCACCACUCCUGCUGUUAACCCUCCUGCUACUACUACGACCCAUGGUCUAGCAGCCUGUCCCACACCCCUGCCCCUGUCAUGCCACACAAGGAAACUGUGGUUUAAGUGGCAAAAUAAAAACAUUUGCAUCAA